Messenger RNA from Elephantulus edwardii (Cape elephant shrew), 8382 nucleotides. It is a transcript of the gene UTP20, whose product is annotated as UTP20, small subunit (SSU) processome component, homolog (yeast). Bases 1 to 8382 code for a protein of 2793 amino acids. Gene Ontology annotation, cellular component: small-subunit processome; 90S preribosome; nucleolus. Lineage: Eukaryota; Metazoa; Chordata; Mammalia; Macroscelidea; Macroscelididae. The record is from RefSeq and is a predicted model, not a curated record. The transcript has 62 exons.
AUGAAGAUAAAGCCCGUUUCCCACAAGACCGAGAACACGUACCGGUUUCUUACAUUUGCUGAGCGACUGGGAAAUGUGAAUAUCGAUAUUAUUCAUCGAAUCGAUAGAACUGCAAGUUAUGAGGAGGAGGUUGAAACCUACUUUUUUGAAGGCCUGCUGAAAUGGAGAGAAUUGAACCUUACAGACCACUUUGGGAAAUUUUAUAAAGAAGUUAUUGACAAAUGCCAGUCAUUUAAUCAAUUGGUCUAUCAUCAAAAUGAGAUUGUUCAGAGUUUGAAGACUCACCUGCAGAUCAAGAACAGUUUUGCCUAUCAGCCCCUUUUGGAUUUGGUUGUGCAGUUGGCACGAGAUCUGCAGACAGACUUCUAUCCACAUUUUCAAGAUUUUUUCCUAACCAUCACUUCAAUCCUGGAGACUCAGGACACGGAGUUGUUAGAAUGGGCCUUUACUUCGCUCUCCUAUCUUUACAAAUACCUUUGGAGGCUGAUGGUAAAGGACAUGGACAAUAUAUACAGCAUGUACAGUACACUCCUGGCUCAUAAAAAACUGCAUAUAAGAAAUUUUGCCGCUGAAAGCUUUACUUUUUUAAUGAGAAAGGUUUCAAAUAAAGAUGCACUUUUCAAUUUAAUGUUUCUUGAUCUUGAACAACAUCCAGAAAAGGUGGAAGGAGUGGGACAGUUGUUCUUUGAAAUGUGCAAAGGCGUUAGAAACAUGUUUCACUCUUGUGCAGGCAAGGCGGUAAAGUUAAUUUUACAAAAGUUGGGACCUAUUACUGAAACAGAAACACAACUGCCAUGGAUCUUGGUUGGAGAAGCACUCAAAAAUAUGGUCAAAUCCACUGCAUUCUACAUCGCCAAGGAGCAUUUUGGUAUAUUUUUUGAAUGUUUGCAAGAAUCGCUCCUUGAUCUACAUACUAAAAUAACCAAGGCUAACCAUUGUGAAAGUUCUGAGCAGAUUAAAAGGGUGUUGGGAACAUAUCUGAUACUUGUGAAACAUGGAAAUGGAUCACGUAUAACCAACCCUGUUGACGUUUGUAAGGUGUUGUCAAAAACAUUGCAAACAACCCAUCUGUCUACUGCUUGCCGAAAGACCCUCUUGGAUGUUAUUUCUGCUUUGAUCCUGGGCGAGAAUGUUUCUUUGCCAGAGAGCCUCAUCAGAGAAACCAUAGAAAAAACUUUUGAGAGUGAAUUUGAAAGACGUUUAAUUUUGGAUUUUUCUGAAGUCAUGUUUGCCAUGAAGCAGUUUGAAAAGCUUUUUCUACCAAGCUUUCUCAAAUAUAUUGAGAAUUGCUUCUUGACUGAUGACAUUAUGGUCAAAGAUGAAGCUCUAGCCAUUUUGGCCAAACUUAUCCUGAACAAAGCGCCUCCUCCCACUGCUGGUUCCGUGGCAAUUGAAAAGUACCCUCUAGUUUUCUCAGAACCGACUGUGGAAUCUUACUUAAGGCAGAAGGUGAAUAGAUCCAAGGGAAAGAAAGAACAGAGUCCAGUGUUGGAUCACCUUUUGUGUAUAAUCCAGUUGCCUCCAAAUAAAGACAAUACUUACCUUUCACAUUCUUGGGCAGCCCUGGUAGUAUUACCUCAUAUCAGGUUUCUUGAGAAAGAGAAGGUGAUACCACUUGUCGCAGGCCUUAUAGAGUCACUCUUCACCACUGUUGACACAGGGAGCUUUGGAAAAGGAAACUUAUUUGUUCUUUGUCAAGCUCUAAGCGCUCUUCUAAGCUUAGAGGAAUCUGCUGGACUUCUCAAAUUGGUUCCUGUGGAACGUGUGAAGAAUUUAAUACUGACGUUUCCUUUGGAGCCAUCUGUGUUGCUAUUGGCCGAUCUCUAUUACCACAGAUUAUCUCUGUGUGGCUGCAGAGAGCUACUUUCCCAGGAAGCUUUGAUGGAAUUGCUUCCGAAGUUAGAAGCCAACAUUUCAACUGGUAUAUCCAAGAUUCGACUUUUGACAAUAAGGAUUCUAAACCAUUUUGAGAUUCGGCUUCCAGAACUUAUAGAGGAUGACGGGCUGUCAGAACGCCAGACUGCCCUUGCUGUAAUCCGCCAGGCUGAACUCAUCCCAGCAACGGUGAAUGAUUACAGAGAGAAGCUGCUUCAUUUGCGGAAACUGAGACAUGAUGUGGUGCAGACCGCAGUCCCAGAUGGGCCACUGCAGGAGGUGCCCCUGCGGUAUUUAUUAGGCAUGCUAUAUAUUAAUUUCAGUCCUCUCUGGGAUCCUGUCAUUGAACUCAUAAGUUCUCAUGCACAUGGAAUGGAAAAUAAGCAAUUUUGGACAGUCUGUUAUGAACAUCUAGAGAGAGCAGCUACACAUGCUGAGAAAGAGCUGCAGCGUGAUGACACAGAUGCAGAGCAGUCCAUCGGGGAUGAGAGCUGGGAGCAGACCCAGGAAGGAGACGUCGGUGCUCUUUAUCACAAGCAGCUGGCGUUGAAAACAGACUGUCGGGAGAGGCUGGACCAUACCAACUUCCGCUUUUUACUCUGGCGAGCUCUGGCAAAAUUCCCAGACAGAGUAGAGCCACGCUCCAGGGAACUGUCCCCACUCUUCUUGAGAUUUAUCAACAAUGAGUAUUACCCAGCAGAUCUUCAAGUUGCUCCAACCCAAGAUCUGCAAAAAAAAGGCAGAAGAGGGGUAGCAGAGGAGAUGGAAGAGGAACCAGCUGCCAGAGAUGAUGAGGAGUUGGAAGAAGAGGAGGUGCCCCAAGAUGAACCCACCCAGAAGAAAAAGACAAGAAGAGCUGCCGCGAAGCAGUUAAUUGCUCAUUUACAAGUUUUCGCUAAGUUUUCAAAUCCACGGGCCUUAUAUCUGGAAUCAAAAUUAUAUGAGCUGUAUCUUCAGUUGUUGCUACACCAGGAUCAAACAGUACAGAAAAUAAGUCUGGAUUGUAUAAUGACGUAUAAGCAUCCACAUAUACUCCCUUACAGGGAAAACUUGGAAAGGUUGCUUGAAGACAGAAGCUUUAAGGAAGAAAUUGUGCACUUUAGCAUUUCAGAAGAGAACACGGUGGUGAAAGCAGAGCACCGGGCAGACCUGUUUCCUGUUCUGAUGAGAAUUUUGUAUGGGCGAAUGAAGAACAAGACUGGGACUAAAACUCAGGGGAAAUCUGCAUCCGGCACACGCAUGUCCAUUGUCCUCCGGUUCCUCGCUGGGACCCAGCCCGAGGAGAUCCAGAUAUUCUUGGACCUCCUGUUUGAACCUGUGAAGCACUUCAAGAAUGGAGAGUGCCAUUCUUCAGUCAUUCAGGCUGUAGAAGAUUUGGAUUUGUCUAAAGUUCUUCCUUUGGGUCGCCAGCAUGGUAUCUUAAACAGCCUUGAGAUCGUAUUGAAGAACAUCAGUCAUCUGAUCAGUGCGUACCUUCCAAAGAUUUUGCAGAUACUGCUCUGUAUGACAGCAACCGUGUCACACAUCCUCGACCAACGAGAAAAGAUCCAACUGAGGUUUAUUAACCCGUUGAAAAAUUUAAGACGUCUUGGGAUCAAAAUGGUGACGGAUAUCUUUUUGGAUUGGGAGUCGUAUCAGUUCCAAACGGAAGAAAUUGAUGCCAUGUUCCAUGGUGCAGUUUGGCCUCAGAUCAGCAGGCUUGGAUCUGAGAGUCAGUAUUCGCCUACUCCUCUGCUGAAGUUAAUUAGUGUCUGGAGCAGAAAUGCAAGGUAUUUCCCUCUUCUGGCUAAACAGAAGCCUGGACAUCCAGAGUGUGAUAUUUUGACCAAUGUUUUUGCAAUUCUGUCAGCAAAGAAUCUCUCUGACGCCACAGCCAGUAUUGUGAUGGAAAUCGCCGAUGACCUCCUCAACCUUCCAGAUUUUGAGCCCACAGAAACCGUUUCGAACUUGCCUGUCACAGGCUGCGUGUACUCUGACAUGGCAGAAAAUGCAGACGAGUCUCUCACGAUAGGAGGGAGGUUAAUUCUACCUCACGUACCUGUAAUUCUUCAGUAUCUCAGCAAAACCACAAUUAGCGCAGAAAAGGUGAAAAAGAAAAAGAACAGAGCACAAGUCAGCAAGGAGCUUGGCAUUCUUUCCAAGAUCAGCAAGUUUAUGAAAGACAAAGAGCAGAGUUCUCUACUCAUUGCACUCCUCCUUCCUUUCCUCCACCGUGCCAACAUUGCCGAGGAGACAGAGCUUGAUAUUCUGGUGACAGUGCAAAACCUGCUGAAGCAUUGCUCGGACCCUACCAGCUUCCUCAAACCUCUGGCAAGGCUCUUCUCAGUUAUUAAGAACAAGUUGUCUCGGCAGUUGCUUUGUUCUGUUUUCCAGACUCUUUCUGAUUUUCAAGGUGAAUUAAAGUAUAUUACUGAUGUUGUCAAGCUUAACGCCUUUGACCAAAGACAUCUUGAUGAUAUCAACUUUGAUGUUCGCUUCUCAACAUUCCAGAGCAUCACAGCUCACGUCAAAGAAAUGCAAACAAUAGAUGUCAAUUACUUGAUUCCAGUUAUGCAUAACUGUUUCUAUAAUCUCGAGUUAGGAGACAUGUCUUUAAGUGAUAAUGCCAGUGUGUGCCUGAUAAGUAUCAUCAAAAGACUAGCUGCCUUGAACUUUACAGAGAAGGAAUAUCGAGAACUCAUUCAGCGUUCACUCCUGGAGAAAUUGAGAAAAGGGUUGAAGAGCCAGACAGAGAGUAUUCAACAGGAUUAUACGACACUGCUUUCCUGUCUAAUCCAGACCUUUCCAGAUCAACUGGAAUUUAAAGACUUGGUACAGCUUACUGAUUACCAUGACCCAGAAAUGGACUUCUUUGAGAACAUGAAGCACAUUCAGAUUCACAGAAGAGCACGAGCCCUGAAGAAACUGGCAAAGCAGCUGAUGGAAGGCAAAAUUGUGCUGUCUUCUAAAUCUCUUCAGAAUUACAUUAUUCCUUACGCCAUGAUGCCAAUUUUUGAUGAGAAAAUGCUCAAGCAUGAAAAUAUAACCAUAGCUGCCACAGAGGUUAUUGGAGCAAUAUGUAAACAUCUCUCCUGGCCAGCAUAUAUAUAUUACUUGAAACAUUUCAUUCAUGUCCUGUUCACAGGACAGAUCAAUCAAAAGUUGGGUGUCAGUUUGCUGGUGAUAGUGUUAGAAGCAUUCCACUUCGAUCACAAAACUCUCGAAGAGCAAAUGGGGAAAGUUCAGAAUGAAGAAAACACAGUCGAAAUGACUGAGGUAGCAGAGCAUGAAGCCAUGGAGUUAGAAGAAGGAGGUGAGGAGGGAGAAGAAAAAGAAAACACCUCUAAGAGUCUGUCGGACAACGACGAGUUGCCAGGAAAUCCCGAGGCAGCAGAUUCCGAAGAGACGCCCGCUGAGGAAUCCGAGGGUCCCACAAAGCCCAUCUCCUUCCUGCCUCAGAAUAAGGAAGAAUUGGAAAGAACAAUUAAAAAUAUCCACGCAACCAUAACUGGGGAUAUCCUACCCAAGCUGCAUAAAUGCCUUGCAUCCACGACCAAAAGAGAAGAAGAGCACAAGCUCAUCAAGUCAAAGGUUGUGAAUGACGAGGAAGUGGUUCGUGUGCCUCUGGCUUUUGCCAUGGUUAAACUAAUGCAGUCCCUGCCACCGGAAGUUAUGGAAACGAAUCUGCCAAGUAUUUUGCUGAAAGUGUGUGCCCUUCUCAAGAACAGAGCACAGGAAAUCAGGGAUAUUGCACGCAGCACUCUCACCAAAAUAAUAGAGGAUCUGGGUGUGCACUACCUGCAGUACAUUUUAAAGGAAUUACAGAGUACACUUGUGCGUGGUUAUCAGGUCCAUGUGCUGACUUUCACUGUUUACACAUUGCUGCACGGCCUCACACACAAGCUACAAGUUGGGGAUUUGGACUCCUGCUUAGAUAUAAUGAUCGAGAUUUUUAACCAUGAAUUGUUUGGUGCCAUUGCUGAAGAAAAAGAAGUAAAGCAGAUCCUCUCCAAAAUCAUGGAGGCGCGAAGAAGCAAGAGCUAUGAUUCUUACGAAAUCCUGGGCAAGUUUGUAGGAAAAGAUCAAGUUACAAAGCUGAUCCUUCCAUUAAAGGAGAUCUUACAAAAUACCACGAGUUUAAAACUGGCUCGGAAGGUUCAUGAAACCUUACGCCGAAUCAUAGCGGGAUUGAUUGUGAAUGAGGAGAUGACGGCAGAAUCCAUACUAUUGCUCAGCUAUGGCUUGAUCAGUGAAAAUCUCCCCCUGUUAACAGAGAAAGAAAAAAAUCCAGCAACGCCAGCUCCAGAUCCACGCCUGCCCCCCCAGAGCUGUCUUCUGCUGCCCCCAACUCCAGUUCGAGGCGGACAGAAAGCCCUCGUGAGCAAGAAAACCAACAUGCACAUAUUUAUCGAGUCUGGGCUUCAGCUGCUGCAUCUCAGUCUGAAGAAUUCCAAGAUCAAGUCUUCAAGUGAGCAUGUUUUGGAAAUGUUGGAUCCUUUUGUCUCUCUCCUCAUUGACUGCCUGGGUUCCAGGGAUGUGAAGGUGAUCACAGGCACUUUACAGUGCCUCAUCUGGGUCUUGAGAUUCCCCUUGCCUUCCAUCGAAACAAACGCAGAGCAGCUGACAAGACACCUGUUCAUUUUGCUGAAGGACUAUGCAAAACUUGGGGCUGCCAGGGGGCAGAAUUUCCACCUGGUGGUCAAUUGUUUCAAGUGUGUGACCAUACUUGUGAAGAAAGUGAAGUCUUACAAGAUAACUGAAAAACAGCUGCAAGUCCUGCUGGCGUAUGCGGAGGAGGACAUCUAUGAUACCUCAAGACAAGGAACUGCAUUUGGUCUUCUCAAGGCCAUUUUAUCAAGAAGAUUAUUGGUUCCGGAAAUAGAUGAUGUCAUGCGUAAAGUAUCCACCUUGGCCAUCUCUGCACAGAGUGAACCCAUCAGGCUCCAGUGUAGACAGGUUUUCCUGAAAUACAUUCUGGACUAUCCCCUUGGUGACAAAUUGAGACCAAACUUGGAAUUCAUGCUUGCUCAGCUGAGCUAUGAACAUGAGACCGGAAGAGAAUCGGCCUUGGAAAUGAUUGCCUAUCUCUUUGACACCUUCCCUCAGGGGCUGCUCCAUGAGAACUGUGGAAUGUUCUUUAUUCCUCUUUGUCUAAUGCUGGUCAACGAUGACUCUGCCACGUGCAAAAAGAUGGCCGCCAUGACAAUCAAGUCUUUACUCAGUAAAAUUAACCUGGAAAAAAAAGACUGGCUGUUUAAUAUGGUUACCACCUGGUUUACUGCAAAAAAGCGCUUAAAUAGACAACUGGCCGCCUUGAUCUGUGGCUUAUUUGUGGAAAGUGAAGGAGUUGAUUUUGAAAGGAGACUUGGCGCUGUACUUCCUGUGAUUGAGAAGGAAAUUGAUCCUGAAAACUUUAAAGAUAUAAUAGAAGAGACUGAAGAAAAGGCUGCCGAUCGCCUUCUGUUUAGUUUUCUUACACUAAUCAGUAAACUCAUCAAGGAAUGCAAUUUAAUUCAGUUAACCAAGCCCUCUGAGAUCUUGCGUAAGAUCUGGUGUCACCUGCACGAUCACCUGAGGCAUCCCCACAGCUGGGUGUGGCUCACCGCAGCCCAGGUCUUUGGGUUGCUCUUUGCCUCUUGCCAGCCAGAGGAGCUUGUUAGAAAAUGGAGCUCCAAGAAGACUAAAAAGGGUCUCCCAGAACCAGUGGCAAUCAAGUUCCUAACAAGCGACCUUGACCAGAAGAUGAAAAGUAUUUCUUUGGCUUCCUGUCAUCAGUUACAUUCCAAAUUCUUGGAUCCGUCACUUGGGGAGCAGGUUGUUAAGAAUUUGUUGUUUGUUGCCAAAGUCUUAUACUUCCUGGUACCGGAUUCUGAGGAUAAGCAAGCCGAGACAGCAGAAGGGAGAGAAGAGCACGGAGCUUUAGGAGCCAAUGAGGCCCAAGAGGAAGUGGAAGAGCCUGCCGCGGCCUGUGCCGAUGACGGAGAGCAGAGCCGGGAGCAGGAGGAGCCCAGCAAACCGGCCACCCUGCUCUGGCUGAUCCUCAGAUUGUCCCGGAUGGCAAAGCUGGAGGCCGCCUAUUCACCCAGGAACCCCCUAAAGAGAACAUGCAUCUUUAAGUUCCUUGGAGCCAUAGCGAUGGACCUGGGAGAAGAGAGGGUGAAGCUGUAUCUGCCAAUGAUCAUAGCGCCUUUGUUUCGAGAACUGAACAGCACCUACGCAGAGCAAGAUCCUUCAUUGAAGAAUCUAUCCCAGGAGAUCAUAGAAUUACUCAAAAAGCUGGUUGGCCUCGAGAGCUUUUCCUUAGCCUUUGCGUCUGUGCAGAAACAGGCGAAUCAGAAGAGGGCGCUCCGGAAAAAGAGGAAGGCUUUGGAGUUUGUAACUAACCCUGAUAUUGCUGCCAAGAAAAAGUUGAAGAAACACAAAAAUAAAAGUGAAGCUAAGAAGAGAAAAAUAGAGUUUCUGCGUCCCGGCUAUAAGGCCAAGAGGCAGAAAACCCAGAGCCUGAGAGAUUUAGCGAUGGUGGAGUGA